AUGGCCUCCGCUAGCCGUCUCGGAGCAGAGGGCGCCAUACGUGCCGAUGCUCCAUCCUCACGACGCUCCAUCUCGAGCCAAGCUGCCUCCGCAUCCCGCGCUCUCACCUCGGUCGCGUCCGCUUCGAUCUCGACACCAUAUGCCGGGCUCUCCUCUUCGGCGUCUUCCUCCUCCUCUUUAUCCACGCCCAAACGCCGCCCCCUCGCAUCUUCCUCUCAAAACUCGUUUUCGCGCUACAGCAACCCUUCUCCUCCCACCCGUACGCAUACGAACGACGCUCGCGCACCGUACCUCGCAAGACGCAGCGGCAGCACCAGCUCGGCUGGCGAUGUCCACUCUACCGAGCCCGCCGUACACUCUGUUGCUAGCACGAGUCGCGUCUCCAGCGACACUGCUCCCAAUCAUCCUAGCCGACCAUAUGAUGACUCGGCCGUUCGCAGGCAUCGCGUGCCUUCCCGUGUCCACGCCGAGCGCAGCUCUAGAAACCAGCGUCGUCGCUCAGCCGAGAGUUUGCGUUUGGAUCUAGAUGGCCUCGAUCUAGGAGAUAGGCCAGCCUUCGGCUCAUCUUUCGACAAUGAAGGCAGCCUUCCUCACCUUCGUCCUCGCUCCAACUAUGCUAAGCCAACUUCGACGCCGUACAAGCCUCCAAACCGCAACUACAAUGGCGUCGACGUCGCUCCCGAUCAGUUUUGUACUUCUUGCGCCUCAGGACACCCGUCCCGCGACGCGCUCAACGGCAUCGAAGACAGCUUUUCGCUCCAUCUCCGCGAAGAGUGUUCUGAAUACCGCGAGAUCAUGUCGUCUCAGGCUGUCCUCAACGCUGCCAUCGACAAGGAGCACCGCACGCACACAACUCUUGACUCUGCAGACAAGCAUCGCCCGCGAGGCUACUCGAUCACGCACGGUCAGGUCCUCGGUGGGUUUGCAAGUCUUGGCCUGCAGACAGAGUCGACUCCCGCGCUGCCCGCGCCUGUUCGCCAACAACCCGCCCGUACCAUCACCAAAGGCUCCACCGACUCAUCUGAAGCUCCCGACACCCCCAUCGAAUGGAGGGACAGCUUCGGCUCGUUCGACACCGCGCCCGCCGCCCCCACCUCGUCUUCUCCAAAGUGGGCUCAUCUUGCCGCUCGACCCUGCAAUCCGCUCGAGCCACUCGAUGUGCUCUCCAUCGAAGAGAUGGGUCUCCACGGUCUCGAUAUCGGCAGUCUCAACGACUGGGAGGGAUGCAAACUGUCCGCCCAGAUCAUGUGCCCCAUCAAUGGACAUCAACGCAUCGAAUGGUCCAUUGCCCAGACCACUCGCAGAAACAAGAAGUGGGUCGUAGUCCCCAACGCUACCGUCACUUGUGGCGUCACCGAGUCGUUUUCUGCAGCCCAGCAGGCGGAGAGAACGAUUGUCGUUAGCCAUCGAUCGCUCUGGCUCGACGAGGGCGAAGCGAGCUCCGCACCAUCUCAGCAGGCUCAGUCGCCUUCCAAGCCAGCCUCUGGAGCUAAGGCCACUUCUCAUCGCAGCUCCAUGCCCUUUUCCGGCAAGGCUGGGUUCGAAUUGAGCCUGCUUCGUCCCACAGCCAGCCGAAUUUGUCCUCCUGUCUACUUGGCCAACGCCUCGACGCAUCGCUACCUGUACCAACACAACCGCGAAGUGGACCCAGAAUCCAUGCGUAUCCAUGCUAGCGAACUUCCCGACGCCGCCGAGGAGCCUUUCAGCACCAGGGUCGCGCCGCCGUCAAACUAUCCCGUGCCUCGACGUUCCCGAUCGCGGCCUUACAUGCGCAAACCCCAAGCUCAGCUGCGUCGUUCGCGCUCCAAGCCCCAUCUGCAUACCCCGACUCAGCGACAAGCAGCAAAGCCAGCAGCGGCCGGCGUCAACCCAGAACUUUUUGCGCCUUCUCUGCCCGGCGACCCUCUACUGCGAACUCAACCGGGAGAAUCGUGGCCAUCGGCAAGACCGCGCCGAUCGCAUUCGCUGUCGUCGUUCGACUCUGCUUCGGGCAGCGACACAUCCUCCGACGACGGCGGCUUUUCGGCGACCAACACGCGCGAGUCGAUCAUGGACACCAUGUCUUCGGCCUCUUACGACCAGCCCACUGGCAAGCUGAACGAGUGCCCGCGUUCGGCGGCCAUUCCGAUGGCGGCUGGAGGCGCACAUGCGGAUCGUGCGGCUCUUCGCAGCCUUUCGCCGGGCUCCUCGGCGGCCAGCCGUGGAGCGAGCUCCACCUUGGAGACUUCGACCGGUCUGGCAGGAUGGCAGCCGGUCAGCCUCGAGCAGCAACGCGCAAGGAAGCACGAGAGUGACAGCACCUCUUACGAGGUAGACUCUUGGCUAGGCACUUCGCCCACCACCGCAUCGGCUUCGUCGCUAAGCGCCAGCAGCAAGAAGAGUCGCAGCCGUAAAGGGUUCCAGAAGGCGAUGCAGAAGAAGGACAAGAUGCUCAGCUCGUGGUUCAAGCGCAAGCCUGAAAACGGUUCCACGCCGACUUCCGUCUCUCCCGUGACGGAGAACGAAAAGGCACAGCUGAGCGUCCCUGCCGUCAGCGCAAUCAGCGCAAUCAGCGCGAUCGGUAGCAGCAGAAAGGUUAGCCUCGCAAAAGAAGGCGCCAACAAUGCUGCCCCGAGCGGCGCGAUUACCGGAGCGAUUCCUCUCACCGAAACCGCGCUGGAAAGCUUCCAAAGGGCCAUUUUCCGGCCCAUUUCGCCUGAAUCGACCAUCAUGGGCUCGAGAAGGGGCUCGGAGGCACUGACGCAAAGGACGGCCGAGCCGGCUAACAAUGUGAUGGACCGCCAAGCUCAGCUGAAUGCGUACGGCGGCACGAUGCGACUGAAUAGCGAUGCUGCGGCGCAGGACUGCACAGAUGGGUUCGACAACCGCUCAGCUGUAAACUCGACACUCUCCCAGGUGUACGGAUGGGGCGAUCAACAGUCUGCUGGCCGGCUGUUGCAGCCUGCUGCCAGUGUCGCAACGCAGACACCCAUGUCGCUCGAAGAUCCGGACGAGGAGAAUGCGCUGUUGGGACUCGAGGCGGUUCCUUCGGGCGCGCUGACGAUGCUGAUCCCAUUGCCGCUGAUUGGCAGGAGAGGAGCUGGCGACACAUUGGCCUACAUGCGCGUCAACUUUGUUCCUUUCGGAAACUCUUCGGGUGGAUCCGAAGCGGCACCAGGUGCGGGUCAGACGGGUCUGCAGCUUGGUGGAUCGCCUGACGCUGAGAGUGGAUCUGCUCUUCCGCAGAGCACGAGCAGUGGGAGCAACCAACUGGUCGAGCGUUCUUCGGCUGCCAAGUCGUCGGAGCAGUCUAGCUGGAAGCGCAAGUUGGGCCUGUCUAGUAAUCGCACAGGGGGCGGCGUGGGCCAGAGCAUGGGCGCACCCAUCGGCCAGGCGUCGCAAGGCUCGCAAGCAGACCCGGAGGUGUCGCAAAAGUCACCGCAGCUCAUGUCCAACGGAUUCGAGCCGUUCCGUGUCACGGCGAUUGUUCUGGAUGCACCCUGGGCGUCGAGGAGCACGACGGGGUGGGACCCGCGCCUGCCCGAGCCGGGCACGUUCCCCGUGGUGUUGGGCUACUGCAACGAUUCCAAAGGGCUCGAGAUGGUGCCCGAAGGGUGGGGUGCUUUGCGUCUGGCUGGUGUGCCGCUGCCGACCAAGCCGGACGGCUCUCCUCUGGAUGGCAUGCAUCCGUUGCAUGGCGUGAUGGACAUGAUCAUCGCAGCUUGUACUGCUGUCAUGGAUGUCUGA
This is a messenger RNA of Sporisorium graminicola, 3726 nucleotides long. RefSeq lists its product as uncharacterized. Bases 1 to 3726 code for a protein of 1241 amino acids. The transcript has a single exon. The record is from RefSeq and is a predicted model, not a curated record. NCBI's taxonomy places the organism in Eukaryota, Fungi, Basidiomycota, Ustilaginomycetes, Ustilaginales, Ustilaginaceae.